Zychaea mexicana is the source of this 387-nucleotide messenger RNA. RefSeq lists its product as uncharacterized. The record is from RefSeq and is a predicted model, not a curated record. NCBI's taxonomy places the organism in Eukaryota, Fungi, Mucoromycota, Mucoromycetes, Mucorales, Lichtheimiaceae. The transcript is spliced from 3 exons. Bases 1 to 387 code for a protein of 128 amino acids.
AUGAUUGCCCAUCGCAUAAAAAACGAUUACCGAGCAUUACUAAAAGCUGGUUAUGCAGCUGUAAAACAUGAACGGAAAAACAAGAUACAGAUCCGUCAACGCAUUCGUAACCGCUUCGAGGAUUCAUCAUCUUCGCUGGCUGUCAAUGACCAGAAAAUACAAAACACAAUUGAAUUUUUAAAGUCGGCGGCAAAACGACGAGGGUUAGAGCAUGAUAUUGUGCGCAAUAUAUGCAAUCUGGAUCGAUAUCGCGCCGAAUACGACAUCAGGCCACCGAUGUAUAGUAAAAAGUUUUCAAAGGAGGUUCGGCAACUUCAUCAAAGCAGUUACGAAGAAUUGGAUUUGUUGAUAAAGAUGCUAAAUGACGACCUACAGAUCUGUCUAUGA